AACAUCAGAAAGGACUCUCUCUCUUCUCUCUCUCUCUCUCUUCUCUCUCUCUCUUCUCUCUCUCUCUCUCUCUUCUCUCUCUCUUCACUCUCUCUAAAACACACAGAGUUUGUGUCACUCUUUUAUUCUCAGUUUUAUUUUUUUAAAAAAAUUGUGUGUUUCUUCUUCUUGAGGGGGGGUCUCUGUUUUCUUGGUGGAGUUUGAGCAGAGAAAGAACAUGGGUUGCUUUUGUUGCGCGGGGAAAUCAUGCACCAAUUCGGACACUGAAGAGUAUGGCCAGAACUUCGACCAGAAACCCUCCAACUUCACUGCCGCAGAAAGCGUCAAAGUUGAUUUCAAAGUGAAUGGGAAAAAAGAAGAUGGUUCUAAAGGUGAUCAGCUUGCUCUGGACGUGAAGAGUUUAAAUUUGAAAGAAGAGGGUUCUCAGGAUGAAAGAGAUAAUGGCAAUCGGGCGCAGUCAUUCAGUUUUAAUGAACUUGAAGCUGCGACGGGAAAUUUUACGGCAGAUUGCUUUUUGGGUGAAGGAGGCUUUGGCAAGGUUUACAAGGGACACUUGGAGAGAAUAAACCAGGUUGUAGCUAUAAAGCAACUUGACCCUAAUGGACUUCAAGGGAUUCGAGAAUUCGCGGUUGAAGUGUUGACAUUGAGUUUGGCAGACCACCCUAAUCUUGUGAAGUUGAUUGGAUUUUGUGCUGAGGGAGAGCAGAGGCUAUUAGUUUAUGAAUUCAUGCCAUUGGGGUCUUUGGAGAACCACUUGCUUGAUCUUCGGCCUGGUAGCAAACCACUGGAUUGGAACACAAGAAUGAAAAUAGCAGCCGGGGCAGCUAGGGGUUUGGAGUAUCUGCAUGAUAAAAUGAAGCCUCCUGUGAUAUAUCGCGACUUGAAAUGCUCUAACAUUUUGUUAGGAGAGGGAUAUCAUCCUAAGUUGUCAGAUUUUGGCCUGGCAAAAGUAGGUCCAAGUGGUGAUAAGACCCAUGUUUCAACAAGGGUUAUGGGCACAUAUGGGUAUUGUGCCCCAGAUUAUGCAAUGACGGGUCAGUUGACAUUUAAGUCAGAUAUUUACAGCUUUGGGGUUGUUCUUUUGGAGCUUAUCACAGGGCGAAAGGCUAUUGAUCAUAUGAAACCUGCCAAAGAACAAAAUCUAGUUGCAUGGGCAAGACCCUUGUUCAGAGAUAGGAAAAAGUUUCCCCAGAUGGUUGAUCCUUUACUUGAAGGUCGAUAUCCGGUGAGAGGGUUAUACCAAGCUCUUGCGAUUGCUGCAAUGUGUGUUCAGGAGCAGCCUAAUAUGCGGCCUGUAAUAGUUGAUGUUGUUACAGCUCUAAAUUACUUAGCUUCUCAGAAGUAUGAUCCUCACCUUCAUCCAGCACAAAGCUCUAGAAGAAGUCCACCUUCUCAGGUAAUGCAAAGGGAUGAUGAUGAUGAACGUAGACUUAUUUUAACCACCGAGCAUGUGACAGACAGAUCAUAAACUAGGAAAGUAGAUUCUUUUUUUUUGCCUGUUCAUAUGCAGUGUCCUUCAUAGUUGCCAAAUUUUGUUUCAUGGGGAGAUAGCAGGUGCCUCAUCAAAUGUAAGUCUCUCUCACAAAGGAAUUUUCUCACUGUACAUGCCAGCAGCUGCUUCUAAUGUACUUAUGAUGCCUUUCUGUAGGAAAAGAAUAUUUCAUUGUUU
Vigna angularis (adzuki bean) is the source of this 1669-nucleotide messenger RNA. Its product is annotated as probable serine/threonine-protein kinase PBL5. Gene Ontology annotation, molecular function: ATP binding; protein kinase activity. The record is from RefSeq and is a predicted model, not a curated record. The transcript has 5 exons. Bases 218 to 1468 code for a protein of 416 amino acids. Gene Ontology annotation, biological process: protein phosphorylation. NCBI's taxonomy places the organism in Eukaryota, Viridiplantae, Streptophyta, Magnoliopsida, Fabales, Fabaceae.